This is a messenger RNA of Aspergillus melleus, 1024 nucleotides long. RefSeq lists its product as uncharacterized. The transcript has a single exon. The coding region runs from base 128 to 1024 and encodes 298 amino acids. NCBI's taxonomy places the organism in Eukaryota, Fungi, Ascomycota, Eurotiomycetes, Eurotiales, Aspergillaceae. The record is from RefSeq and is a predicted model, not a curated record.
UCGUUGGCUCUUGUCUUUGCUAACUUUUCCAACUCCUUCUCGGUACAUUCGGCAUCCUAUCAAAGAUCAGCUUGCAUUGGGCACACCGUAUAUCUUGAUCGAAUAUAUCAGUCCAUCGCGAGGCAAGAUGCUUUCUGACACCUGGGAAGAAGGGCGCCAUGAUCCCGAAUUACGCAGCAACCUCUUCCAUGGUCUCUCGCGCAUUAUAUUGACGUUAGCUCGCACUCCAUUGCCAAAAGUUGGUUCCUUUACUUUGGAUGAAAAUGGUUAUUUGAGGUUGAAUAACCGCCCGCUUACUCUUGAAAUCCAACAAUUGGAGAAUGAACAAAUUCCGGUUGAUAUACCGCGAAAUGUGACCCACACAACCGUUGACUCCUAUCUAAACGACAUGAUCGCAUUCCAUGAAAGUCGGCUCCGCCAUCAGCCUAACGCGGUCAACAGCCUGGAAGAUGGUUUCUAUCAGACAGCUGCAUUAAUGGUUAUGAAAAGCGUCUGGUCUUGCUUUUUUCGCCGAGAGUUCCUUCGAGGGCCAUUCUUUCUCAGCCUCACGGAUCUGAAUCAAUCCAACCUUUUUGUCGAUGACAAUUGGAACAUCACAUGCCUUAUUGACUUGGAGUGGGCUUGCUCUCAUCCAGUGGAGAUGAUUCAUCCUCCGUACUGGCUAACAAGCCAGGCCAUUGAUUUGGUGAACUCCGAUGAGUACAAGAAUCUUCACGCGGAGUUUAUGGCGGCUUUCGCCGACGAGGAACUACAAAUCAGACCGCCGAUCAGUCUUCACUCCGUGUUGCAGCAGGGAUGGGAGAGAGGGACGUUCUGGUAUGCCUUAGCACUCAGUAGCCCUACGGCGCUGUUCAGCAUAUUCUAUGAUCAUAUUCAACCGAUGUUUUCUAAGACGCACGAUGACCCAGCAUUUUGGCGAAUCACUAUGCCUUACUGGACGUUCAAUACGUUUUCAUUCAUCGAGCAAAGGGUGAAGGACAAAGAGGAAUACGAUGUCUCCUUGCGAGAGGCAUUUCAAUCAUGA